Molecule: messenger RNA, 9854 nt
Organism: Nilaparvata lugens (brown planthopper)
Lineage: Eukaryota; Metazoa; Arthropoda; Insecta; Hemiptera; Delphacidae
Gene: ear
Product: protein AF-9
Exons: 6
Coding region: 497-2809 (770 amino acids)
Biological process (GO): regulation of DNA-templated transcription
Cellular component (GO): super elongation complex
Source: RefSeq, a predicted model, not a curated record
UUCAAUAUGUCUGCUGUUGUUGAAGCAGACGAUUGGUAGUGACUCUGGUUUUCUAGUGAAAGAAAGUUUAUUUAUCUUUCUACUAUCUGAUUUAGUCAAAAUGUAGUUUCAAAGUGGAAAUUUCACUGUCAUUUAGACUUGUGAAUUGAAAUAGUGUUCAUUAUGUGAAGAAUUCAAGACUGCUGUUUUUGAAGAAAGAUGGCAUACUCGGUACGUCAGAAUUUUGCGCCAAGUUUUUACCAAUCGCUUGACCCUGGGGGCAAAAACAAACUGGUUUUAUUUUAAUUUUGUUUGAUUUCGAUCACUCUGGUAUGCCCACUAUUUCCAUUUCUCAAGUGUCUUUUUAACGAACAUUUUUAGGCCUACGAGAACCUAAUUGUGCACAUUGCUUUUAAAAUGGUGUCUGAAUCUCUGAAUUAACCUUUUUCAUUUGUGGCUACCUGGACAAUUUUUAUCUGUGAUACUGAUACUUGAAGCACCUAUUUGAGACCCAGCGAUGAGCAAGUAUAACUGUGUGAAAGUAAUUUUCGAGUUGGGACACGAAUCGUCGUUGAGAAACAAGAAGACGGCAGAGGGCUUCACUCAUGACUGGGAGGUGUUUGUGCGCGGUGCCGACGGCACGGACAUCCACCAUUUUGUCGAACGAGUCGUCUUCAAUCUACAUGGCACUUUUCCCAAGCCGAAACGUGUGUGCAAGGAAGCGCCCUACAGUGUGAAGGAGUCGGGCUACGCCGGCUUCAAUCUGCCGAUUGAUUUGUACCUGCGCAACAAGGAUGAGCCGAGGAAGAUUCGCUUCUUUUACGACCUUAGCCUGCAGCCGGAGGGACCACCCAUAGCGAGAUUUAAGCGCGAGAAGUUUAUCUUCAACGAGCCAUCUGAAGAGUUCCGUCGCAAACUGAUCAAGGGUGGCGGCGUUGGAGUGAAUGGCGAAAUGAGUGCGGGAGUCAAUAGCGGAGCAGCUAAUUCCGCGUCAUCAGCCAAUAGCAGCACAGCGUCGGCGGCCAGAAUGGACGACAGUGGAGGGGGGCCAAGUAAAGGAGGAGGAGGUGGAGGUGGCAAGGUGAAGAGCUCGGGGAGCUCGGGUGACACCGCCAAAAAACAUAAAAAAGAAUCAAUGAAACCAGAUGACAUGAAGACCAGCAACUCAUUUGCCGACUUGUUUGGUCCACCCAUCAAAAAGGCCAAAAUGUCUCCACCUGCCACCUCCAAAUCAUCUUCAAAAUCUUCUUCAUCCGACAACUCUAAACACCAGUCCUCCUCAUCAGACAAGCCGACAAACUCUUCAAAGCCGGCAGCCAACCACAGUCGAGACAAGGAGAAAGACAGAGAUCGAGACAAACGCGGCGACAAGGAUAAGGAGAACGGCACCUCAAAAGAGAAGGAAAAGCAGGAGAAGAGAGAAAAGGAGAAGCACGAGAAGAGGGAGAAGGAGAAGCAGAGUAAGAACAGGGCUUCUUCACCGGGAGCUGUUGUCAAAUCAUCUUCUUCAUCAUCAACGGGGAAAGAGGUGAUAAAGGACGAUAAAGCAGCUCUCAAGUCAUCGUCCAAUCACGAAGUGAAGGAGAGAGAAAAGGAACGGGAGAGAGACAAGGUAAGUAAGACUUCCUCGUCGUCGGGUAGUAAAAAGCACAAGGAGAAGAAGAGCAAGGAGGAGAGAGGGGGAGAAAGUGGAAAGAAAGAGAGACACAAGGAGCAUCACGAACGGAGCAAAAAAGAGGAGAGUUUACCGGUAGACAAGGAGGGAAGUAGGAGCAGUAGUGGAAGUGUGGAAAGGAAAGUGAGUAAAGAGAAGGAGAAGGAGAAUGUGAAACGGUCUCCGUUGCCUCCUCCACCUCCUCCUCCUCCUACUCAGCCCAAGGUUGAGGAGAAGAGGGAGAAGACGGGGAGUGAGAAAAACAGCAGCGAAAAGGAAAAGCAACAUAGACACAAGCAUAAGAAGAAGGAGAAAAGUAAGAGGGAUGAGUUCCGGGAGAAGGAAAAAGUGAAGGAGAAGAAGGUAGAGGGAGGAGGGGAGAAGAGUGGUAGUAGUAGUGGUAGUAAGCAUAGACCCAGCUCAGGAACGGUUUUGCAUAAAUUAAUGGAGGAGAUAUCCAAUAGAUCAGAUUCGGAACUAUCAGACGGGGGAGACAAAGGACCCGUUUCCCCUCCUACACCACGACCGCCGUCACCCCCACCACCUGCCAUCUCACCCCCACCACCCCCUCCUCAUCACCCCUCCAAGUCGUCAUCAUCCAAUCUGAAAGUUGAGAUCACCAUUGCCGACAAGAGACAACACCAUGAGGAGAACAGGAAGAAGGAGAGGAGGCGAGAGGAGAAGGAGAGGGAGAGAGAGAGGGAGAAAGAGAAGGAACCGGCAAAGAAACACAAGCGAAAAAGCAGGGAGGUGGAGGAGGAAGAGGAGGAGGAGAUGGAUCGUAAGGUGGAGGUGUUGAGUGGUAGUCAUCGCUUUGAGGUAGAAGAAGAGGAGGAGGAGGAGGUUAAGGAAGAGGAAGAGGUGGAGGAGAAGGUGGUGGAAGAAGAAGAGGAGGAGGAGGUGGACAAUGAUGAUGAUGAUGAUGAUGAGGAGGAGGAGGAGGAGGAGGAGGAGGGGAUGCGGCUGACUGAUGAGUAUGUGAAUGUACUACGUGACUUGCAGAAUCGUAUCAUGACGUUGGAGGACAACAGUGAGUUGCAGAGAGUGGUGCAGGUAAUUGCCGAAACUGGUCGCUACGAGAUCACCAGCAAGACGUUCGACUUUGACCUGUGCGCACUAGAUCGCACCACUGUGCGCAAAUUGCAGCAGCUUUUCUUCGCGACCGCGUCCUCUUGACGCCGACGCCGACGCCGUCCGUCCGAUCGCCAUCCGCCAUACUAAUAGCAGCAGUCGCCAUAUUAGGCUGGCUACUAACGCAUGCAUACUUAACAGUCCACCUAUGUUGUUGUGUCAUCACAGCUGUCAUCAGCUCCUAUUCUUUUGUCUUUAACCUAUUUGAACUGUUGAUAUUAAUUGUGAUGUUAUCUUACACUUUUACAACAGUACUCACGAUUUUGUUGCUUGUCGGACGCGUUUCAUGGCACUGAGCCACCUCCUCAGCGUACAAAGAGUAACUAGAUAGUUUGGUGUAGUAUCUAGCUACGAGUAGCAUCUAGCUAGGAGUAGCAUCUAGCUAGGAGUAGCAUCUAGCUAGGAGUAGCAUCUAGCUACUCCUUGUACGCUGAGGAUGUGACUCAGUGCUAUGAAACGCGUCCGACAAGCAACAAAAUCUUGAGUACUGUUGUAAAAGUGUUUCACAAUUUAUUACAAUAAAUAAACUACUGGAUAACUACAAAUUAUAAGCGAAGAAAAGAUAAACGAUAUACGAAAACCUAACCUCAAAAAGAUGUUGCUGAAAGCGUUUCGCUGUGAUGACACAACAAUGUAGGUCGACUGUGUAUGUGCAUGCAUGUUCCACCGUCAGUGGCCAGCUCCUUGUAAAUAACCUCGUGGAGAGUUGAAUGGGAACUAGAUAGAGUAUGAGUCCCUUGAUACAAACUAUACAGGGUGUCCCACGAACAGUGUAAAAGCCGAAGACCAUAGAUUCAACAUGAACUUCACAACACAAAUGACCAGUAAAAGUUUCUUAUAUCGGCCUUAGUUUUCGAAAUUUAUCGAUUUUUCAAUAUUUUAAAAAAAUAUGGUUGGAUAGAGGAAGAAAUUUCAAAUAAUAUGUUCCUUUGUUUGACGUUUUUGGACAUUCGUCGAGUUCAAAACCAAAUAUAAAACAGUUUGCAAGCUCAUAAAAAGUUCAAAAACGUCAAACAGGAACAAAUUGUAUAAAACUUACUGGAAAUGUCAUCCUCUUACCAACCAUAUCCUUAGAAUUGGAUUUUCAUUGAUAGUUUUUUUAGUUAUUGGCGUUUAAUAUAGUUAAAAUUAUAUAUCUCCAAAACUAAGUUCGUUUUAAGAACAUCUAACUUGACAUUUUUUUUUGCAAAUUCCAUGUAGAGGAAUAUUAUUUUUUUAUUUUGUAUCCAAAAAUAAAUAGACAGAGUCUAUGAUGUUUGGCUGUUACACCUUUCGGGCGACACCUUUCUCUGUAUAUUAUAUUAGUCUUCUUGUAAAUAACAACAUCGUAGGGACUUGAAAGGAAACGAGGUAAAUCACUUGAGUUCCCUGAUACUCACUACACAGGUUGGAGAAAAUUAUGGAAACAGCUUAAUAUCUCUUUCAAAAGGCAAAUAAUUUGACAAUAGGGCUGAUUGGAGAUCCUGUUUUGAUAAAAAAAACUAUUUUUCUGUCGCUUCUUGCAACAGAAAUUUUGAAUCAAACUUCUUUUUCUUAAUUGGGAAGGUGGUCAUAUCUUAAACGAUUUCGAUACAGAAUUUCAGGAGAAAAUGAAUGGGGGAAAACACACAUCGAUAUCUCAAACAGUUUCAAAGUUAUUCACAUUUAAAAAUACCAAUAAAUGAUACAACAAUGAAAUGAGUACAUUACAAAACUAACAGAUCAAAUAUUUCUGUUCAAUGUGUUGAAUAUGUGAAUAGAUGUUACUAUAAGGCGUAUUGAAAAGUGAAACGGUUCGAGAUAUCGAUGUGCGGUUUUCGCCAUUUAUUUUCUCCUGAAAUUCGGUAUCGAAAUAAUAUAUAUAAUAUGACCACCUUCCUAUUUAAGAAAAUGAAAUUGGAUUAAAAAUGGCGGUUGAGCAAAAUUUUGAAGCGACAAAAAAGUAGUUUUUUCAAUUCAAAUUGGACUCCAAUGAAAUCUAUCGUCAAAUUUCUACUUGAAAAUAAACAUUAAGCUGAUUCCAUUGUUUUCACCAACCCUGUUUAUGAGUCUCCUUGUAAUUAAAAACAUCGUAGAGACUUGAAAGGGAACGAGAUAAAGUACUAGAGUCCCUCAAUAUACACUAUAUUUUUCUCCUUGUAAAUACUGUAACAACAUCGUAGAAACUUAAAUUGGAGCUAGGUAAAGUAUUUGAGUCUUUUCCUUGAAACAUACUAUAUUUUUCCUCACACUAGAGUCAUACAGAGAGAGAGAUAGAGAAUAGCAUAAAAGGAUAUCGCCCAUGGUUUAUAUGGUUUUUCCAAAUUACACUGUUUGCACAAGCCGAUUGAUUAUUGUCAAUCACUAUAGUCACUUGCUGUGUUGGCAGGGUGAGAGUGUAUGAACGGCACAGUAUUAAUUGAUUGAUAGUAAAUUGAAUAAAAAUAUUAUAAGAUAUAGUACAAUAUCAGUGGAUAAAAAUUAUAAACUUUGGAAAAAGUACAUCUUAGUUGAUGUAGAAUGUUAUGAAUACUAGUUUUAUACUCUCACCAAUUUAAUCCUUUGAGGUGUUUAUGAAUUUGAAAUGUUUUUUAUAAUUUCAAUUUUAUUUUAUUCACAAUACAUUUACAGAGUCAAAAUAUUCUAAAAACAAAUUUGUGAAUAUUUUCCCCAUAUAGACGAAUCUGUGUGUGUGUGUAUAAACAAUUAAAAUUAAAAAUUGAACAAUUGAAAUUAUAAAUUUUUCUAUGGACUUUGGAAAAUUUACAUCUGAGUUGAUGUAGAAUGUUAUGUAUAUAUUAGUUAUACUUUUACCAAUUGAUCCUUUGAGAUGGUAAAUUUACAUGGAGGGUUUGAAUGUUGAAAAUUGUCAUGUAGUAUGAGACUACCAGCGUCACUAUAGCUCCACGAAAAUGAAUUCAAUUCAAUUUUAUUCACAAUAUAAAAUACAUUUACAGAGACAAAACUUGUUCUAAAAACAAACUUGUUAAUAUUUUCCCCACAUAGACGAAUCUGUGUGUGGGGACUAUCGGCUUGAAUUAACAGGGAAAUUUGGAACAUAAACGCUUCACAGCAUGAUAUCUUCUUAUGCUAGCUUUUCUCUAUUUUAACAUCAAUGCUCACAUUAUUACGUUGAAUCUCAUAACAGAAGUUCUACAAUUGCAUUUGAGAAAGUAUGGAUUGAGAAUAAUCAUUUGUGAAGAGUGCGGCAGUAAAUUUGAGCUUGAAAUUCCCUCAUAUCAGCGACCGUCACAAUGAUAAUAUAAUUUCCUUGAGCUCUGAAUGGACUGUUCCCACUCAGUACGGCCGAGUCCCAUUAGAACUGUAUUGUAUUUUAUAGGAAAAUGUAUACAAAAAUUGUAUUUUCUUUGUAUUAACUGGGAAUUGUAUUCUCAAUGAUAUGUGGGAAACCAUCUGUUACCUGUAUAAAGUGUUCACAAGAGAUAUUUAUUGAUAAUGGAUGGGAAAGUACAAAUCAAAUUGAGGUGUAAUAAUGAGAAAAUAGAAAUCUAUGUUUAGGUUAUUAACGAUUUUUUUCCUCACUACUUGAUAGCAAGGCUGGUUGCUAAACCUUGUUUAUAUGAGGGGUAACAUUCACUAUAUCAAGAUCUCAGUUGAGAUCACCCGGAUGAGCUACUUCAGUAAGUCAAGUUUUCAGUUCUUCAAGUGCAUUUUGCUUUCAGAAAGUCCAGUGGAAAACUGUAUCAUAUAUGCGAUUCUAAAAUUAUUGAAUAAUUUUCAACAAUACCAGCAUAUUGCCAUGUAAUUUGUGAAUGGAAUAGUUUUGGGCCAAGCCUGUUGUUCCGUCCCAAUCAGAUUUAUAAAAUUUGUGAUUGCAGCCACAAAUAAAUAGAUGAAUCAAAAGCUUAACCCCUUACCUAAGCGUUGACCUUCAACUAACUUCUCCCCAUAAUAAUAUCGAGUGACCUGGCUGGCUCAGUUCUGGUGUCAGAGUUUUCAGGUCGCAACUGAUAAACUUCAGGGCCUCUGACAUGAGCUAACGACUGCUUUUUAGGCAGCCGGGACUGGCAUUGUGUCUAUCCCAUUCUCACUAAUCACCAACUAGUGUGCAUUUGUGUAGCUGUCUGCAACGAGAACCUGAUGCCGUGAAACGUGGCGAACUGAGUGGCUUACUUCCCAAAUGUUUCAUUAUCUCACUAAGUAGGUAGGCGUACCUGAUGAACUGAGACCCUCCCUGCUAAAAACGAUAGUGCUGCUAUAAAGCUGUUUCAAAUGUCAAACAUAAUAAUGUUAAUUAUUUUGAACAUUCUAAUGCAAAUACCCACUCUGUUCUAAGAGAUUAGUUGAAAAUAAUUUUGUUAUAUAUGUUGAAUUUUCAGAUAAUUAUUUUAUUUGACUCAUGAAUUAUCUCAAUAUUUAACAUUCUAGAGUGUUUAAAAUAGUACAAAAAUAUAAUUAAAAAUAGAAAGUUAUUAUUUUGACAAUAAUUUUCAAAUGCUGAUCAUCUAAAAAUGAUGUUUUCUGUUUCGAUUUUUUAAAAAGAAAAAUGAAGCUUGAAAAAAAUUCAGUGACUCUUGGUAACCACAGUAUUCUGUGCGCAGGAAUAAAUAAAACUUGUUGAAAGAGCUUUCAGUUUUCCAAAAAUGUCACUCAUUUUGUCCGUAGUUCAUUAUGCUUUUUGAGGAGCCAUCAUUAAUUUUAUGAAUGAAUCAACUUUCUUUUAGUGGUUGCAUUUCAUAUGUAUUUUUUCUUAUUUGCUAUAUUGACACUGAGGUUGAAAUUUUUGAGAUACUAUAAGUUGUACUAUUAUUUAUAUCAAAAAGUUGUUUUUUAGUUUAAUUAGACCUCAUAGCAGACGUUACAUCUCAUUGUUAUUGUAUAGAAAGUAAAUUAUUUGUAUAUUUGUCUGCUUAUGUCAUGUUAAUGACAUAAUUGAUUGAUUGACAUGCGUGUAUAUAUUAUAUAUUUAUGUAUGUAUGUAUGAGGUAAUUGUAAGUCAUAAGGAUGAAAAUAUGUGUAUACAUAUAUAUGUGUAAAUAAAUAUACACAUAUAAAUAUGUGUAUACAAAUUAAUACUAAUUGAUUUGUAUUUAGCGGAGGCUACUGUAUUAAUAUGCAUGAUAGCAUUUUUAUCAACCUGAUAUAACUUACGUGUAUUUGGCUAUUAUAAUCGACAUCACUGAUUUAUAUUUGGUUAUUUAAGACAAUUUUGGGUAAAAGAGUUGAUGUUUUGGAAUUUAUAAUUAUUUUCGUAAAUUAAUUUUUGGGCUACAGAUUUUGCUUUUUAUCUCUUUCAAAGCUGUGUGGUGUACUUGUCACGUUUAAAACCAUGUAAUGGUUCAAACAAACAAUGGUGGUUCGGGACUCACCAAAACCUUUCCAAAAAAAGGUACCUCAAUUUCUAUACGUUUCAAGGUCCCCUGAGUCCAAAAACAUGAUUUUUGUUACUUGUAUUUAUUAUCUAAAAUAAUCAAAUAAUUUUUAAUAAUAUCAUUAAUAUAUUGCCAUUUAAAAGCAAAACACUAAUUUCCCUAAUUUUACCUUUAAAACGUAAUUAUUGAAUAAAACCUUUCUUGUUGUGAUCAUCUACAUUUUUUUCAAUUAGUCAAAUAUUGAUAUUUAGCCAAUCUGAGAUCCUCCCAUGCACAUUACCAUUACCCAUGCACAAGCCUAGAGCUUUUGUGAGGAGCAUCCUCAGCAAUUAUUGUAAUUAUAAAUGGGAAGUUGUUACUGAAAUAAAAUACCAUAAUGAUUAUAGUAUUUUUUUUCUCCUCCUUCCUAGGGAAUCUUGAGUGCCAUUUCAUUUAUCUGAAAUACAUUAUUUGCCUCAAACGGAUGAGAUAAUUUCUCAUGUUUUGUUUAUUUGUUUGUAAUUCGUAAAAAAUAAGAUUAUAACAGUUUUAUAAUUGAGCUCAAUUUUUAAUAAAUAAAAGAAUUGUUCCCAACUUUGAUAAUUAGUUUGAUUUUAUUGAAUAUACAUUUUUUGUAAUAUCUUUUUUUGUAAAGUCCAAAUUAUAAAUGUGCAUCCACUAUAGUGAGUUCCACGUUAAAAAGGCAGCAUUUGUUCAACAUUGACUGGUGUUGCUAUCCUUGUCUAUCAUUCGACAAAGCAGAUAGCGCUAUCCUUUUCUAACUCCGCAAUCAAAUGUUUAAUUUCAAUCACGUUAAAUAAAAUACAAUAAUUUUUCAGAUUCUUUUAUUUGUAGUCUAUUAUUUGUAGCAACAAAUGUUAUUAUUUUGCGUUUCCUUAUUUAUGCUUCUUGUAAUUAUUAUUUAGAGUGAAACUUUUAUUCUUUAUGGAUAGUGUUUGUUGUUUCGAAAUGUGUUUAUUUUAUGCUUUGUUAACUUGUUUUCUGAUUUACACACUCGUGUGUUUAAUUUAUUUCUAAACAAUAAGUGAUUGUUAUAAUCUCCUAGAUUUUGUAUUAAUGUUGUACAUAUAAAUAAUGUUAAUACAGUACUAGUGCAUUAUUUCUUAUAGUCUGUAAAAUAUCGCAUAAUAUUAUGUAAUGUGAAGUUGUUUAUUUUGAAAACAUUUAUGUACAAUCAAAGAUUGUUUGUUUUUUUUUUAAUUUCAAAAAGGAGCUAUUCCUUUAGUAUUUUUCAUGAAGACUGUGCAUAGACUACAUAAUGUUUCCUUGGGAGAUAAGUUUUCAAAUGUUUUGUUAUUCCUAGUGAUUUAAUUAUUUUUUACUGUAAAUUAAUGAAUUUGUAGUAGCCUAUUGAAUAAAAUCAACUCUAUUGAUAUGUAUUACAUGAGUAUUUACAAUAAUAAUCAUUGAUAUACCAGUAUAUCCAUAAUUAUACUAUCAAGUAGAUUUAUGUAUCAUGUUAAUCCCAAUAACCAAGUUUUGAAAAAAAACUUUCCAACUUUUUCAUUAAACAAUAAGAAAUUAAUUAGAAUUACUAUUCAUGAUAAAAUCAUAUUUCUCAAUAAUACUGAGAAAAUAUAUAUUUUAUUACUUGUGGCUGAUUAUAAAGAUGAAUGUAUAGAUAAGUAAAUUACUGCUUUACUAUUAGUGGAUACUAUUUACUAAUAGUUUUUCUCAUAUAUAAUGAUACAGUAUGAUACUUUUGAUGUUAUUAUUUUUGUAAGUGAAUAUGAAUGAUUUUGUACAUAGUGUUCUUAUUAUGUAAAUAAAUUAUUGAAAAUAUAAUCGAUGUUUGACAA